Messenger RNA from Pteronotus mesoamericanus, 7864 nucleotides. RefSeq names its product mitogen-activated protein kinase 10 (gene MAPK10). Gene Ontology annotation, molecular function: JUN kinase activity; ATP binding. Gene Ontology annotation, cellular component: cytoplasm; nucleus. Gene Ontology annotation, biological process: JNK cascade; protein phosphorylation. Bases 684 to 2078 code for a protein of 464 amino acids. Lineage: Eukaryota; Metazoa; Chordata; Mammalia; Chiroptera; Mormoopidae. The record is from RefSeq and is a predicted model, not a curated record. The transcript has 16 exons.
CCAAGCCCUCUGUCCGUCUCCUCUGGUAGGUUCCACAAUGGUACAGGCAGCAUCACGCUGCACAAUGGUUUCCAGGCAGUGAAAGAGGGUGAUUCAGCAAGCCACUCUUCUUCUUCUUUUUAAAAAUCUUCCCUUCUCUUUUUAUUUUUAUGGGGGUGGGUGGUGCCUGUUAUAUGCUUACCAUUUUCUUUUCUUUUUUCAUUUUUACAAUUUUCCUUUUUUCUCCUCACCCCUCAAUUCUUAGGGGCUUGAGUGACUUUAAGAUUGGGUUUUCUUGGAAAUCACUUGUCCAUCAUUAAUUUUAAAUAAUUUUCCCACCUCCAAAGAAUCUGCUCCUUAUAACAGUUUGGGAUGUGGUUAAUGAAAAACAAGUAGGGAGGAUUUCUGGGGCAAACACUGCUGGAUGAGGAUCGUAGUUCUGAAGCACGGAAUGAAGCACUAGGCUAAAUUUGGGCUGGGGAGAGGAACAGAGAACAGGAAUCAGCUUCGACAUAAGAGGAAACAUUGGCACUGCAGUCAUAUAGGGGUUGGCUAGUUUGGAUGUAACAGUUUUGCUGCUCUGGCUAGUAUGAGAAACACCAGUGGCAGGAUCAUCUCAGAUCUUCAUUAUGGCAACACAUGCAAGAAGCUGUUGAAUUAGAUCCGUUUCCUAUAGAUGAGAACCCAUACAAGCAGUGGUAUUUAUGAGCCUCCAUUUACUGUACUACUGCAGUGAACCAACCUUGGAUGUGAAAAUUGCCUUUUGUCAGGGAUUUGAUAAACAAGUGGAUGUGUCAUAUAUUGCCAAACAUUACAACAUGAGCAAAAGCAAAGUUGACAACCAAUUCUACAGUGUGGAAGUAGGAGACUCAACCUUCACAGUUCUCAAGCGCUACCAGAAUCUAAAGCCUAUUGGCUCUGGGGCUCAGGGAAUAGUUUGUGCUGCAUAUGAUGCUGUCCUUGACAGAAAUGUGGCCAUUAAGAAGCUCAGCAGACCCUUUCAGAACCAAACACAUGCCAAGAGAGCUUACCGGGAACUGGUCCUCAUGAAGUGUGUGAACCAUAAAAACAUUAUUAGUUUAUUAAAUGUCUUCACACCCCAGAAAACGCUGGAGGAGUUCCAAGAUGUUUACUUAGUAAUGGAACUGAUGGAUGCCAACUUGUGUCAGGUGAUUCAGAUGGAAUUAGACCAUGAACGGAUGUCUUAUCUUCUAUACCAAAUGCUGUGUGGCAUCAAGCACCUUCACUCUGCUGGAAUUAUUCACAGGGAUCUAAAGCCAAGUAACAUUGUAGUGAAGUCUGAUUGUACAUUGAAAAUUCUCGACUUUGGACUGGCCAGGACCGCAGGCACAAGCUUCAUGAUGACUCCUUAUGUGGUGACACGUUAUUACAGAGCCCCUGAGGUCAUCCUGGGAAUGGGCUACAAGGAGAACGUGGAUAUAUGGUCUGUGGGAUGCAUUAUGGGAGAAAUGGUUCGCCACAAAAUCCUCUUUCCAGGAAGGGACUAUAUUGACCAGUGGAACAAAGUAAUUGAGCAGUUAGGAACACCAUGUCCGGAAUUCAUGAAGAAAUUGCAACCUACAGUAAGAAACUAUGUGGAGAAUCGGCCUAAGUAUGCAGGACUCACCUUCCCAAAGCUCUUUCCAGAUUCCCUCUUUCCCGCUGAUUCUGAGCACAAUAAACUCAAAGCCAGCCAAGCCAGGGACUUGUUGUCAAAGAUGCUAGUGAUUGACCCAGCCAAGAGGAUAUCAGUGGACGAUGCCUUACAGCAUCCAUACAUCAAUGUUUGGUAUGACCCUGCCGAAGUGGAGGCGCCUCCACCUCAGAUAUAUGACAAACAGUUGGAUGAAAGAGAACACACCAUUGAAGAAUGGAAAGAACUUAUCUACAAGGAAGUAAUGAAUUCAGAAGAAAAGACUAAAAAUGGUGUCGUAAAAGGACAGCCCUCUCCUUCAGGUGCAGCAGUGAACAGCAGUGAGAGUCUCCCUCCAUCCUCGUCCGUCAAUGACAUCUCCUCCAUGUCCACCGACCAGACCCUGGCAUCUGACACUGACAGCAGCCUGGAAGCCUCGGCAGGACCCCUGGGUUGUUGCAGGUGACUAGCCGCCUGCCUGCGAAACCCAGCGUUCUUCAGGAGAUGAUGUGAUGGAACACACACACACUCACAGAUACUCACGCACACACACAAAUGCAGACACGCAAUGACAAGAAAACAGCAAGGAAGAGAAACCAAGCCUAAAAUUGAAACAAAUCUUUCAGCCUGCUUCUUCUCCAGAGUUCUGUAUUGCAGCUAAGCCAAAUGUAUAUCUAACGUAGUUGCUCUUGCUUUGGUCUUCUUCCAAUGAUGCUUACUACAGAAAGAAAUCAAACACAAUUAGAGAAGCCUUUUCCAUAAAGUGUAAUUUUAAUGGCUGCAAAACCAGCGACCUGUAACUGCCCUUUCAAAUGGCAUGACAAGGUGUGCAAUGGCCCCAACCAGCAUGUGUGUGUCUCUAUCUUGCAUCUACCUGCUCCUUUUGGCCUAGUCAGAUGGAUGUAGAUACAGAUCCGCAUGUGUCUGUAUUCAUACAGCACUGCUAACUUAGAGAUGCUACUGUCAGUGUCCUCAGGGCUCUACAAGACAUCAUGCACUGGGGUACUACAUGGUCCAUUUCAUGUGAUCUACUACUCUGACAUAAACCCAUCUGUGAUAUAUUGCCAGUAUAUAAGCUGUUUAGUUUGUUAAUUGAUUAAGCUGUAUGUCUUAUAAGAAAACAUGUAAAGAGGGGAAAUGGGGGGAGUGAGCUCUCUCGGACCCUUGAAGAUGUAGCUUCCAAAUUUGAAUUGAUUAAAUGGCACCUGUACACCAAUUUGUAGAAAGAGCAUAUGUGAUACUUAUGUAUAUGUGGGGGUGGGAGGGGUAACAGUUUCCAGGCACUGAAUGGUUUGGCCUUUAAAAGGAAGGUGGGAAUAAAAGCUGAGGGUCUUUUCUCUGACAGUGUGUGAGUAGGAUUAGCUAUAGUAGUGUUGCAGUAAGAAGACCUAGAGGAGAUUAUUGCUCAGACACUAGGAGACACUGACAUCCAUAUAUUGGAGAAUAGACCCCAUUUGUAAUUUACACAUUAUGUGUCAUAACUGGACAGAGAACAGCAGGUGGCAAGGCAGGGCUGUUGUGCUUGCAUCUGAUGGUGAGAAUUGCUCCCUGAAACAGAGCAGGAAGCCUCUGCAUGAUGUCUUUAACAGAAAAUGAGCCUCCUUAGACUAUCUUCACAUUGUGGGUUGUGUUUUCCAUGAGUGGACUGCUUCCCAGGUUUAUACUCUGUCAAGGCUUUACUUUGAGAAGAAAUGUUACUUGCCUCAUCUGGAAUUUUAAAAAAUUACUUUAAAAAACCCCAAAGCACAGGGUGAUCCUCAGGUUAACAUUUGAAAACAUUUUCACAGACGUUAUUAUUUCUCAGGAGUUUCCCUGACUCCUUACUAUGGCUAAUGUUUCAUAUUUAUUUAUUUUCAUAACUUUGAACCAUCCAAGAAGGGCUGAUCACUUGUUUAGUACCACAGUCUAUGCGACAGCAAUAACUCUGACCAUAAGUUAGUGCCGCUAAACAGCUUUAGCAAUAUGAGUUUGUCUUAAAAGCCAUAAAGCAUUUAUAUCAAUGUUUAGCAAAAUCCCCUGAAUUUAGCUCACAUUCAAUGAAAGUGCUUUCCAGAGCACCUAAGGAGGUGCUGUGAAACAUCUUGAUUAUAUACACAAGACAAUACCAGGGUGACUUCUCAGCAAUACUACGGACUGGGUUGAGGCUUCCUUUCUUAUUCAUUUUGGUGAACUGUCAUCCGUCACAGCUACUUGCCCUCUGACCAUUUUGGUGUUGCCAAUAUGGCGAUAUUCACCUGAAGAAGAAGUGAGAUGCAUGAAAUAGGUGGGUGUCCAAUGUGAUAUGGCUGUAAAAUGGAAUCUCUUAAAAAAUAGAGCAAACAAGAAUGCCAGUGCCCUGAAAACUGCCUUAAAUUUAACAAUAAGGGAGCUUUGUCUCUUUCCAAGCAACCGAGUCGACCCCCACAGUAACUGUGCGAGCAGUGCUGCCAUUUACAGGAUUGCUUCAUGCAGUAGGAUUCAGGACAAGAGGUCGCUUGUUUAAAAUGGGGAGAAAAAAAAUUAGACUGCAGGUUUUCCCCUAGAAUAGAAGUGGCCCAGUUUCUGGGUCUUGAUGCCGUUGUUUUUGGUUAAUAUUGCAGAUAACCUGAUUUUUGUAAAGCUCUCUCACUUUUCCUCUGUCACACUCCCCCACCCCAAUUCCUCAAAAAACCAAAAAUUUUUCUUCUUUCUACCCAUCAUUCUUUACUUGCCUUCUUUCUCUGUGUUCUUCUCUUGCUUCACUUGUGGCCUCUCUGCUCCUGACUUCCUAGCACUUACAAUUAAGUACAGAGAGCAGGCAGCUCUUUGAAAGAAAGUGCAAAGGGAACAAAAUGGCAUCAAAGACAGAAGGAAAUCUCCGGUCGGCAUCUUAGAAGUAUUUGACAAUUAUACUCUCUCUUAUGUGUGCAAAAGUGGUGAUUUUUUUCUUUUGCUCGGAUUAAACCAGGCAAGAACUAGGUAAUGUUUCUCUCCUGCUAUUACUACCCUCCCUAAUCUUUACUAGUCUGACCUCCCUGUUGCCUGGCUCUCAGGAGCCAAUUACCUUUGGCCACAACUCCCCAUGGACAAGCAAAAAUGGAACAAAUCCCUCAGUUUGAAAUGUCAUGUGCAAAUAGAGGUAAGAGUUUGACUUCUUGACUGCUGAUAGAAUUAAUUUCACUAGGUUAUCAAAGCAAGAUAGGUGAUGGAACAACAAAGCCCACCAACCCUUUACAAUCUUGAGUGUAUAUCUUCAGGAGGUGAUUAUGUUAUUGUCAAAUUUACAAAGUAUAUUAUGUUCUGCAUUGGGCACUUUUUCCCUGAAGAAAAUUCUAUAUAGUCACCUGUAAUUUCCAAAGGACUCUUGCUUUUCAGGCAGGGAAGUAUCAAGUCACCUGGACUAUAUUUCUGAAGAAGUGAAGGUCCUGUCUGUUGUUGGGUUUCAUUUUAGAAUAUGUGGUUGGCACCUGAGAGACCUAACCUUCUGUCACUUCCUUCAGGGUCUUGGUUGUGCAGUGAUCCUUAGUGAAAUAUUUUGUUUUAUUUUGUAAGUAGGAUGGCUAUGUGCCCACAGGCAAGAGAAAUUAAAUUGUUGGGAGAGUUUGGCAAAAUCCACCACCAUACUGAUGAUAUUUUUAUAUGAAUUCUGUGAGACUGUUCAUUUUUUUAGAAAAGGUAUGUUGUCCUUACAACCAAAUUUCUUCUUGUACAAUAAGAACUGAUAGUGAUCUUGCAUCUUCAAGAAUCUGAUGACUGAGCUUUGUAGGAAUGUAUACCGCAGGUGGACCAACGCCUGGCCAAUCCUUUCCAGUUGGAGUGAGCCAUUUAACUGAAGGCCAAGGAAAAGAAUUGUUGUCCUCAAUCUGUUACCAUUAUCAGAAAAAUAUUACUUAAGGAUAUUGAAAACAGCUUACUGGUAAAUUAAAAAAAAAAUAGACCUUGACAAAUGGAAUAAGUGGGAUAAAAAUAAAUAAACCUUUUUAGGACCUAGGGUAAGGGAGGAUGUGGGUAGAAGCAAACUUCAUUUUUAAAUUUUAAAUACUCAUUGCAAAAUCUAAACUAUACAAAGCAUAUUUCUUUUUAAUUCUUUAUAUAUGGAAAUCUAAAUCUUAAAAGCAGUUCAUUCUAUUAAGAAUGUUUUUGCCAGCUUUGUUGAAAAAUUUAUGUUCUACAGCUCAGAGAACUGAAUAAAAUUACUCCAGGAUUCUUUGAUCCCUAUCACUUUGGGUCUAAAGAUGAAUCCCACUCCCCUCUCACAAUCCUCCCCAACCCCUUGCCCCCGCAGUUAUAAAUUGUGAGAAUCUAACAUUUUCCACAGAUAUCAUUAAACCAUCAAGAAAACUCCUUCCUUAAAAAACAACAAACAAGGUACAAUGUAAAUAGUUAUAUUAGUUAUUUUCCAUGUGAUUAAAAUAUAAGAUUCUGUUAUUUCUUUGGGCACUUAGAAAGUCUGUUCACUGUCUGAAAUGGUUUACUUUGACCCAUUUCUUUGGUCAGCCAAGCUGAAAUGGAAGGCCUGUGUUUAUAUGUGAACUUCUGUGUGUCUAACUUUUGAUUCUGUGGGACCAAUGGCCAGUAUGUUCUAAUGGAAGCAAAUCUCCCAAACCUUAUUUAGCAUUAAACUGUUCACCUUGCCAUAUCUAUCUUACAGCAGCACCUAACUUGCACCUGCCUGUUAUUCUGCAUGAUUGGACUCCCAAGACUAUUCUAAUGAUGAGAAUUGUCCUGUACUGGAUUUAAAGCACACGCACAUCCACACACACCUCACCCUCACAGUUCUAGAUCAGCCCAAGAAGGUGAAAUCAUGUGUGUCCAGUUUCUUUGUAAGGUCUUAGUGGCGAGAACUAGAAGUUAGCCUAAUGGAUCAAUGUAAUCUCGAUGAUAUUUAAUAAGGUUUGAAAUUAUUUAAUUCAUUUCUGUGUUCUUUCUCACUCUCUUUUAUUUCUACUGUUUUUCUUUAUUUUCAAAAUGUCAGUGGAACAAGAGGGAAGAUGGGGGAGAACUUUGGCUUUUUUGGAUUCUUUAGAGGUGGAUACUGAGUCAGUACAUUGUGAUUUCUGUUUCUAAUGAAUUAUUAAAAAAAUGCAAAUCUGCUUCCCUAAACAUAAAACCAAGCCUAAACCCAGAUAUUGUUGAAGUUUGCCUGUUGAUAAUGGUGGUUGUGCUGCUCAUUGUCCUGGGUUUCAUGUCUUGACAGUAGCUCUGAAACAUCUUACAUGGUUUCAUAGUGUGAUCCAACUGUGCCAGGGGAUAAGUAGGAAAUGAGGAAUGACUUCCUUUCCCUCUAUGGGUAAGGAAUAUAUAAUGUGUAUAUCAUCAUGCAGAAAGCCGUGCUUUCAUUUGGGAUAAAAAUGACCUUCAUUUCUGUUUGGGGAAUCCAGUUGUGUGUCUGUAGUUCAGUAAGUUUCCUUAAAUGCAUAAAAUCAGUGAAGGGGAAAAAUCAUUUUCUGAGAGCAUUAUAGGUGAGUAGAAUAAGGUUAAAUAUCUUUGGUUAAUUUAUCAGAAUUUUUAAUCAGUUCAAUUAUUACCCAAGAGAGAAAGGAAUGGUAAAUAACCUUAAUAUCUCAAACUCUAUGGUGAAUUAACAAUAUAUAAUUUUGUGGCUUGAUAAGGAGGUCACUGAACCUGUGUUAAUUUAGCUGGAAGUAUCUGAACAAUGUAAACGAAUGGCCCCUCUAUUUCUGUAAAUAAAACAUUUUACUUAAUCAAUUAACUAAGAAAACCCGGAAUAUAAACAUACCUAGUCUUUUGAGAUAACAAUGUAUCCUUCUAUUUAUAAGGAAAGUAGAAACCAAAGCCUUUUGAUAUCUCUGGUGUAGAUUCUAUUCUGAUUAAAACCACAGAUCUUUAUUCUCUUAAUAAAAAAAGUUUAACACUGGUCAAGUAAAGGUACCUGAAAAGAUCCACAAUAUUAAGAAGGAAAAUUGAAUUCCACACUAUUACACAUGGAGAAAAAGUGUCAGAAGGAAUUAUUGAUGCAUACCAUGUACCACAAAACAUCACUAAAUAUUUGGGUAAUAUUAACUCCUUUUGCCAUGAGGAAAAGAAAGGAGUCUUGAAAACUACCUUUCUUGUAGCUACUUAGGUAACAACCAAUCUAGAAGGAUAUUCCAUUUGCUUAAUAACUUCAUUGGGUUGUAUGGAAAGUGGCAGGUUUUGACAUUACCAAUUCUUCGGAAUGGUGUUUUGUAGUUGUAAUGUGCCUUUCCUCCAAGGAUUUUGAAAGGCAUGCCUGGAAGACAUCUGUCACGUAGUGGAUAACAUUGAGAAUCUUCCUGUCUCAGAUCACAUCAC